UGUCGUUCUGUUUGUUGUCGAAAUGCAUUUGGCAAAAAUUAAGUUCAGAAAGGUUUAGUUUUUGGUCAAUUAUGUCAUUGAUUGAGUGGAGUAUGAGUCACAAGGUAGCUAUAGUCAGACAAGAGGUAACUGUUAAUUAGCCAAUGGAGGAUUGAGAAAGUGCAAGAGGUAAAAGAAAAAAAGGCUCCAGUGACGUCGCCAUCAUCCUGACAGACAGGCAAGACUUUGGGAGGUGCCAAUUCACCAUUUAAAACUGCUAAAAAGCUUGGGGCCCUUAGGCCCAAACUAAUAAUAUAUUGCUGUAUCUAUCUAAUAUUGGGAAAUUAAAAAUGGAGGAACUUCAGAAAUUGGAAUCACUAUCUUUGGUAUCUAAAGUUUGUACCGAACUUGAAAAUCAUUUAGGGAUGAAUGACAAAACAUUGGCUGAAUUUGUCAUAAUGUUGGCUGGAAAAAGUAAGACUGUUGAGAAAUUUCAGAAACUAUUGGAUAAAAAUGGUGCAGAAUUUCCAGACUCCCUCACCACUAAUAUUUACAGAUUAAUAAAGACAAUGGCUUCAGCCACCACUGAAGUAAAAGUAAAGAAAAAGAAAAAACACAUAAUAUCUGAUGACGCUAAAGAAAAAAGAAGAAAAAAAUACCCAGGAUUGAGUAUUCCUGAUGAACCACAGAUGAAAAUUGAAGAAGUAUAUACCACUACUUUUUGCAAGUUAGCUCAGUUAGCUGAUGAAGAUGAGAAAGUCGCAGCAUCAGCACUUAGUGAGCUUGAAGCUUUGCUACCAAAAGCUAUCAUGAGUAAGGAGGAAGAGUCAGAAUUUGGCGAUGUUAAAAGUGAAAUAUCUAGCUUACGAAAAGAAGGAAGACGAAGGUCAAGGUCAUCUUCAGAAGAGAGAUAUCGAAAGAGAGACAGACACAAUGACAGAGAUCGUAACAGAGAUCGUGACAGAGAUAGAAACAGCAGGAGAAGGGAUAACCGGGAUAAGGAUUCACGACGUGGCAGACAUAGAUCCAGAUCUAGAUCUCAUAGUCCCAAUCGAUAUGAACGCAACCAUAGAAAACGAGAUACAGUUGAUCGACCGCCUGAAGCAGCUGAAAUAGGCAAGAUUUAUGAUGGUAAAGUCACAAACAUAAUGAACUUUGGAUGCUUUGUUCAAUUGUUUGGUAUUCGUGAAAGACAGGAAGGUCUAGUUCAUAUUUCACAAUUACGACGUGAAGGCAGAGUGAAUGACGUAAAUGAUGUUGUUGCAAAAGGACAGAACGUUAAAGUUAAAGUCCUCUCAAUGGUUGGCAAGAAAAUAAGUCUAUCAAUGAAGGCUGUGGAUCAAAGUACUGGUGAAGAUUUGAAUCCUGGUGAAGGUGUGCGUCUCCCAAGAUCUGAUAAUGAUGUCAUGGGUGAACUCAGAAAUCCUGACAGACCUUCAACAGCCACUGCUAUUCCAACUUAUGAAGAAGGAAUGGAGGAUAACACGAAAAAGAAGUUUAAACGAAUAUCCUCUCCUGAAAAAUGGGAGAUAAAACAAUUGAUAUCAGCCGGAGUAUUGGAUAAAGCUGAUUAUCCAGAUUUUGAUGAGGAAACUGGUAUAUUACCUAAAGAAGAUGACUCAGAUGACGAAGUUGAAAUCGAACUUAGAGAAGAAGAGCCGCCAUUUUUACAGGGACAAACAAAACUUACAAUUAAUGUUAGUCCAGUAAAAAUAGUGAAGAAUCCUGAUGGUACGUUGCCUCGUGCAGCUAUGAUGCAGUCUGCUCUCUCAAAAGAAAGAAGGGAGAUUAAACAGCAGCUAAGGGAAGCACAAGCUGAUACUAUACCAAAGGAUAUCAACAAAAUGUGGAUUGAUCCUGUCCCUGAAGUAAUGGAAGGAGACCAAAAGCCCUACUUUGCACAAGAUAUGAAAGGAGCAGCUAUGCAAAGUCAAGACAUGCCGGAAUGGAAGAAGGCGACAUUCGGAGGUAAAGGUGGUUCGUAUGGAAAGAAAACAAACCUGAGUAUUUUGGAACAACGACAUGGUUUACCUAUAUUUAAACUCAGAAACGAACUUGUAAAAGCUGUUCACGACAAUCAAGUCCUUAUUGUAAUCGGGGAAACAGGUUCGGGUAAAACCACGCAAAUUACGCAGUAUCUAGCCGAGGAAGGUUUCACUACUGUUGGUAAAAUCGGAUGCACCCAACCACGUCGUGUCGCCGCGAUGUCGGUAGCAAAACGUGUGUCGGAAGAGUUUGGUUGUCGGCUGGGUCAAGAAGUCGGCUAUACGAUUCGUUUCGAGGACUGCACUACUCCGGAAACAAAGAUCAAAUACAUGACAGACGGUAUGCUGUUAAGGGAAUGCUUGAUCGACCCUUCUAUGUCGCAGUAUUCUCUUAUCAUGUUAGAUGAAGCCCAUGAAAGGACGAUACACACCGAUGUUUUGUUUGGACUCAUGAAAAAAGCUGUAAAGCAGCGCGAGGACUUAAAAUUAAUCGUCACCUCAGCGACUUUAGACGCUGUGAAGUUUUCAACGUAUUUCUUUGAAGCUCCUAUAUUUACUAUACCUGGUCGCACUUUCCCAGUUGAAAUUUUAUAUACAAAGGAAGCUGAGGCGGAUUAUCUGGACGCAGCUUUAAUAACAGUCAUGCAGAUUCAUUUGACGGAACCCCCUGGUGACAUUCUCGUCUUUUUGACAGGUCAGGAAGAGAUUGACACGUCUUGUGAGAUUUUAUACGAACGAAUGAAAUCGUUAGGACCAGAUGUCCCUGAUUUAAUUAUUCUUCCAGUUUACAGUGCUUUGCCCAGUGAUAUGCAGACGAGGAUAUUCGAUCCCGCCCCACCUGGAAGCAGAAAGGUUGUUAUAGCAACGAAUAUCGCUGAAACCUCGUUGACGAUCGAUGGAAUUUUUUAUGUUGUUGACCCCGGAUUUGUUAAACAAAAUGUGUAUAAUUCGAAAACAGGAAUCGAUCAACUCGUUGUAACGCCGAUCUCACAGGCACAAGCGAAACAAAGAUCUGGACGUGCAGGUCGGACAGGACCUGGAAAAUGCUACAGGUACGACCAAUACCUUUUUUUUAUGAUGAGUUGUGUUGCGCGUACUAAGAAUGAACUCGUGACCAACAAUUAUAUCUAUAGGUUAUACACUGAAAGAGCGUAUCGUGACGAAAUGUUGUCGACGAAUGUUCCAGAGAUACAGAGAACAAAUCUAGCAGCCACUAUACUAACAUUAAAAGCCAUGGGUAUCAAUGAUUUGAUAUCAUUUGAUUUCAUGGACCCGCCCCCGAUGGAGACGAUGACAACUGCUUUGGAAUCACUUCAUUCACUUAGCGCGUUAGAUGACGAAGGUUUACUGACGAGACUUGGAAGAAGAAUGGCGGAGUUUCCUCUCCCUCCUCCGUUGUCGAAAAUGUUAAUUCAAUCAGUGCAUUUAGCUUGUAGUGAUGAAGUUUUAACAGUAGUGUCUAUGCUGUCUGUACAAAAUGUAUUUUAUAGACCUAAGGAGAAACAGGCAUUGGCCGAUCAGAAAAAAGCCAAAUUUCAUCAAGUGGAAGGAGACCAUAUUACGCUACUGGCUGUGUAUAAUGCUUGGAAAAAUAGCAAGUUCUCCAACGCAUGGUGUUUUGAGAACUUCAUUCAAGCAAGGUCACUUAAACGUUCGCAAGAUAUUCGCAAACAAUUGCUUGGGAUCAUGGACAGGCAUAAACUAGACGUAGUGUCGUGCGGUAAAAACACGAUCCGAGCUCAGAAAGCUAUUGUGAGUGGUUACUUCCGAAAUGCUGCUAAAAAGGAUCCACAAGAAGGGUACAAAACUCAAGUGGAUAACCAAGCUGUUUAUAUUCAUCCAUCAAGUUCUCUUUUUAAUAGACAACCUGAAUGGGUGGUGUAUCACGAGCUUGUACUUACAACAAAAGAAUAUAUGCGAGAAGUAACAGCACUGGAUCCAAAAUGGUUGGUAGAAUUUGCCCCGGCCUUUUAUAAGUACGCUGAUAAAAAUAAACUGAGCAAGCGAAAGCGGGAACAAAGAAUCGAGCCGUUGUUUAACAGAUAUGAGGAACCGAAUUCCUGGCGCAUAUCACGAGCUUACCGCAGAAGAUAGUUGACGAUCUUUAAUGAAAAGAACAGUAACACAAUCUUCUAUUGUUGUAACUAUGGAAUUUUAUAAAAAAAUGAUAUGAAACUAAAA
Molecule: messenger RNA, 4145 nt
Organism: Hydractinia symbiolongicarpus
Lineage: Eukaryota; Metazoa; Cnidaria; Hydrozoa; Anthoathecata; Hydractiniidae
Product: ATP-dependent RNA helicase DHX8-like
Exons: 28
Coding region: 330-4058 (1242 amino acids)
Biological process (GO): mRNA splicing, via spliceosome; spliceosomal complex disassembly
Cellular component (GO): intracellular anatomical structure; catalytic step 2 spliceosome
Molecular function (GO): RNA binding; RNA helicase activity; ATP binding
Source: RefSeq, a predicted model, not a curated record